Molecule: messenger RNA, 1797 nt
Organism: Oryzias latipes (Japanese medaka)
Lineage: Eukaryota; Metazoa; Chordata; Actinopteri; Beloniformes; Adrianichthyidae
Biological process (GO): regulation of DNA-templated transcription
Molecular function (GO): RNA polymerase II cis-regulatory region sequence-specific DNA binding; DNA-binding transcription factor activity, RNA polymerase II-specific
Source: RefSeq, a predicted model, not a curated record
AGUGACUACAAACUUCGCCUUCCCAGCCUGCAAACAUGUCGGAGGGUUUUCUGGUGUUUGCGCUGGCUGUAGAGGUACUGCACCGCCUGGUUUUCCGUCACUUCGGCUUAAGCCAACAGAUCAGAGAAUCAAUGAAAGGAUGGACGGAGUCAGCUGGAGCCCCCCUAGAUCUCAGGAGUCGUUCAGCCGCUCCGCUUCGGCAGCAAACACACUCUCCAAGCUGGCCAGCUUCCUCGCCCGCGCUGACCCAAAGCAGCAGCAGCGGCAGCAGCCUGCUCAGCUGUACUUUUGUCAAGAGUGUGGAAAGGGUUUCUCGCACGCAGCGGGUCUGCUGCAGCAUCAGGAGUCGAAGCACACGCUACCUAAGCCCCACCGCUGUCCGUCGUGUGGGCAGGAAUUCUCCCUGAGGUCCUCUCUGCAGCUGCAUCAGUGCAGCCGCAGCUCCACCUGCUGUGAACGUUGUAGUGCCUCCCCUCAGCUCGGUUCUCUGUGCCAUGCAUGCACAACUUGGACUGUGAACCGGAACAGGCUGCCGGACAAAGCGCUCCACCGGCAGCCCGACCUGCUGGACAGCACGCCGUACGCUUGUGCACCCUGUGGGAGAGGCUUCAGCCAGAAGCAGGCGCUGCUGCACCAUCAGCAGGCCGGCUGCAGCGAGCCGUCAUCACCAUCAAACGUGGUUGAUGCCAGCAGCCUUCCGGAUGACUCUCCACCAGCUUCUGAGGGGGGCUCCAGUCGCUCCGAUUACUCAGACACACCGGGGCCAAGCAGCAGAGAUGUUAUCGCCUGCAGCUUCUGUUCCAGAACAUUCCGCUCUGAGGCUGCGAUGCGGCGCCACAAAGAGAACAACCACGCAGACCAGGAUCAGAGGAGAUUAAGGAGUAGAGCUGCUAAAGAGUCCAAGGGUCUCAUCGUUUCUAGAGAAUCGCAGCUGAGACCCAGAGAGAAGCUGCUGAGCUGCCGUUCUUGUGACAGGGUUUUCAGGAGCACCUCCAAACUGUACGUGCACAGAAAAGAGAAGCACAGCAGAGAGAAAACCGCCCAGAAAGAGCAGAGGCCAGCCAUCAGCAAGCGCCGGAAACCGGACACGUAUCCCUGUCAGAUCUGCAACAAAGUUUUCUUCCAGCAUGUGUCAUUGCGCGCUCAUUACAGGCAGCAUGCGGCAAAACGAGGCUCGGCGCCCGCUCAGGCCUCCAAAGAGCGAAAGCCUUUAGAAGACAAACCAAACGCAAUAAAGCCCAGCCUCCUGGACCGUAGGACGGUCAGAGCCGGCGCUGGACGGCCCGUGCAGGAGCCCACGGCGACCGUCUCUGAGCUGCAGGUACAGGUGUGUGCAGCGGAGCAGGAGGAAGGGGAGUUCCCCUGCCCCUCCUGUGCCGAGGUGUUCUCCCUGCAGCGGCAGCUGAAAGAGCACGUGAAGCUGCACCAGUCCUCCGUUAGGAGGCGCCAGUGCAGCGUGUGCACCAACAACAUGGACACCUGCAAGGGGCCGGGCUCCAAGAGGCACAGGCUGUACCACUGCGUGCCCUGCCAGCAGGGCUUCUCCGUGCUGGAGUGCUUCCUCCAACACUGUCAGGAGCACCUGCGGGUCCGGGUGGAGGAGGACCGAGAGUCGGAGGCGCUGGCACAGCAGGCCAGCAAAGCCUGAUGGGAAACAGAAUGUGUCCAACAGCUGCCUUUUUUUUUUUGCUUUAUCAUCUUCAGGGUUGAAGAGAACAUUUGAUUUUUUGUUUACUCAUCAAAGUGCGAUGCCUUCUGCUUUCUGUUUGUUAAUAAAGUUGUUACAAUUUGAAUCAA